This is a messenger RNA of Haliotis rubra (blacklip abalone), 2429 nucleotides long. RefSeq lists its product as uncharacterized. The coding region runs from base 282 to 1163 and encodes 293 amino acids. The record is from RefSeq and is a predicted model, not a curated record. The transcript has 5 exons. Gene Ontology annotation, molecular function: carbohydrate binding. Lineage: Eukaryota; Metazoa; Mollusca; Gastropoda; Lepetellida; Haliotidae.
CCACUACGAAAGUACAAUCCCAAAUAUAACAUAUGUUCCAUUUGACCACUUUCUAAAUGGCAUUGUGUUAUAAUAUAUAAUUCAUAUCUCAAACGGCCGCUCCUUAAAGAUUGUCACAGGAAAACUUUGUCAGUGAUUGGUCGGUGAACAGAGCCAAUAAACAUGUUUACAAGGCAACCGAGCGUGUACUCAAUACUGGCGUCAUACCACCAAUUAACACAUUGAGCUGUUAAUAUUCUCCCGUUCUCUAACUACUGAUCACUAUUCUAGAAACUUGCAGCAUGAGGAUGGUUGCGUGGGAAUUUGUUCAGCUAGCUCUCGCCAUCACCAUGACUUACAGCUCAGGUGUACAGUCAUGUCACAUUUUGACAUUUAACCAUCAUGGAAGUUUGGACGGACAAAUGUUCAAUGACACCUUCAUCACUGAACGCAGUGUUUAUGACAAAGCUGCAUGCUUGUGGUGGAGUUUCCAUGAUCUGCAGUGCAACAUGGUACUGCACAAUCCAGCGUCUCAACGUUGCCGGUUGUACUAUUCAUCCGUCAUCACUGGGGGUGAACAAGAGGCAGGCUGGCAGUAUUAUACAGUUGCCUGCAGCGACUUCCGGAUCCUGAAUGCCCUCUCGGUGAUGAGGAACCAGACCCACGAGGAUGUCAGCUGCUCCAACGGAUUCUCCUAUCUACCGACCACGUCAGGCAAAUGUUUCCAUGACAACGUACCAUUAGACAUAGGACGGUGCAUGCAGACCCUCUGGAUUGACCCGGUGCCAGCAUUCAGGACGUCUCUUCCUGCUCCCCUGUCUAGUGGUGCGGAGAUUGUCGUGGAGGCAGCCGCAGAUGGAGUCAACAGCCCUGUAAUGUUUCUGUUGGCCAAGGAUGACGAUAAGGCUGUGUUUUAUCUGACUGUUCGGUGGUCGCCCUAUACCAUCAUCUACAAUACUGCAGGGGCGUCCUUCACAUGGGGAGCUGAAGUGAGGUUUUUCAACCCCGUGCUCACACCAAAAGUGACGUCAGUCCUCUCAAUCAAGAUGACUGAGACUCAGUUUCUGAUAUCCGACGAUGACGACAGUCUGUUCGAUGUUCCCAGAAGGUUACCUCUGCAAGAGGCCGUCUCCCUUUACAUUGACUUCACAGUCAUCAAACGAGUGCAGAUAAACUAUAAAUAAGUAAAAAAUAUACAAUACAAAUAUUAUUUUGAGUUUGAUACAUUUGGCAAUAACAUUAAGCCUUCAUGAAGGAAAACAUUUUUGUGAAAUGUUCUGAUACCCUAGAGACUGGUACUGACAUCAUCAAACAAGUGUAGAUCAAAUAUCCAUAAUCAGGAUAUACAAAUAAUUAAUGUCAAAUUUCCUGAUACGAUAGAUAUUGACUUCGUCAUCAUGAAUUUCAAAUUUCUGACAUGCUGGUAAUUAGUGUUCGAAAUCUUACAAUUGAUAAUUAUUUCAUUACCAACGAGCAAUAAUUAAAGAAGUAUGUUUAUGGUCAGUUUUACAAUGUAUGUGUUAAGGUUGUUAUUGCAGAUAAGUAUAACAUAGUUCUCUGUUGUCUUUUGCUUUAUGUAGAAACUGCGCAAAUUGCAUUUGCAAAUUUAACACGCAAUGUAAAAUAAUGCACCUUGCUAUUUUAAAGUGAGGACAUAAACAUAAAGUUCCCAGAGUCGUCAAGAAAUAUUCAGUCUUGACUUUUCAGUUAGUAAACUGAUUUUUCUGACAAUUAAACACGUUUUCGGGCCCUGACAAAUUCUAAGAUAUGUUCCAUCGUCAAGUGUUUCAAAUACUAAAACAGUUGCUCCAAAAUUGUUCGAGUUUGAUUAUAAGAAAAUGUGAUCGAUUGCUUGGUCAUUUGGUCACUGCGACCAAUCUUUGACUAUUUCAAUUAAUUCGGAAAACCACUGAACACCCAUGGAAAUCAUUUUUGUUACUUUUUGUCAAAUUUCUGACAUGCUAAAAAUAUAAUCAUCAAAUAUCCUUAAUCGACAAGACAAGUUGUGAUAUUUGAUAAAUUCACGACAUUAAUUGAGCUUAAAUAUAGAAGUAAACCAAAUGCCAAAUUGAUGGUACAGGUAUAUUAUGAUGGUCAUGUUCGGGAAUGUUAGCCCUUCGCAAACAUCUCCUCACCAGAACAAGAAUUGAGUGAGUUAAAACUUAAACUCACAUCGGCUGUGUUUCAGGAAUAUGGUAUCUAUAAAAUCCAUACAGUGAUAAGAAACAAAGGGAAGAUAUACAUACGUGGAAACAAACAGUAGCUUCCCCGGUUGGAUUGACACAAUACCUACAGCAACUCUUGUAGAAAUAAUAAUCGAAACAUAUACUGUUCAGUUUCAGCGAUCAGUUCAUAUUCAUUCAAUGUUAAUAUAUAUUUUGCCAUUAACAUCCAAUGGAAUUUGUUUCAGCAGAUAAUCGACACUGAAAUUCAUUGCUAUACAUAAGCAC